Messenger RNA from Stegodyphus dumicola, 804 nucleotides. RefSeq names its product tigger transposable element-derived protein 1-like. The record is from RefSeq and is a predicted model, not a curated record. NCBI's taxonomy places the organism in Eukaryota, Metazoa, Arthropoda, Arachnida, Araneae, Eresidae.
AUGCCCCGUCGUACAUACAUUGCAGAAGAAGAAAAGAAACUUCCUGGACACAAACCCAUGAAGGAUAGGCUUACUCUUGCCCUAUGUGCGAAUGCCAGUGGGGGAUUUAAAAAUAAAACCCCUACUUUGAAAAAAUAUUUAGAGGAGAAUGGUCUUCCUCUAAAAUGCCUCCUUGUUCUCGACAAUGCCCCUGCUCAUCCUCCUGGCCUUGAAGAACAGAUACAUCCCGACUUCGACUUCAUCAAAUUGCUCUAUCUGCCACCGAACACCACUUCCAUCCUCCAGCCUAUGGACCAGCAAGUCAUUGCUAAUUUUAAGAAGCUUUACACGAAGCACCUUUUCAAACGAUGCUUCGAAGUGACAGAGAGAAUGCAACUCACACUACGUGAGUUUUGGAAUAGUCAGUACGACAUUGUCCAUUGCUUAAAAAUCAUAGAAAAGGCAUGGGGUGAGGUCUCAAGCCGCACCAUGAAAUCAGCAUGGAUUAAACUCUGGGCAGCUGUGGUUGCAGAACGAGACUUUGAGGGUUUCGAAAUCCCUACUGAAGAAGAAGCUGUGGAUGAUCCUGCUCCAUUGGAGGAGAUUAUUUCUCUGUCAAAGUCUUUGGGGCUUGUUGUCGAUGAGGCUGACAUUGACAACCUACUUGACGAGCACAAGGAGGAGCUCAACAGUGACGACUUGAAGGCAUUGGAGGCGAUGCAAAUCAGCGAUCUUCAAGAGGAACAUCAUUCGAGUGUUGAGGAGGAGGUGGAGGUGGCACAUCUACGGAAAUACGGGAAGCCAUCGGUUGGUUUGAAAACGUAA